Molecule: messenger RNA, 903 nt
Organism: Vicia faba (fava bean)
Lineage: Eukaryota; Viridiplantae; Streptophyta; Magnoliopsida; Fabales; Fabaceae
Source: the annotation of a GenBank genome assembly
AUGUGUGGCGGUGCUAUCAUCGCUGACUUCAUUCCUCGCCGUGGAGGCCGCCGCCUUACUGCCUCGGAGCUCUGGCCUAACUCUUUCGGCCAACAGCUUGACUCCUCCUCAGACUUCGGUUUUCCUGAUCAACUACCACCCAUUACUCUCAAAAGAUCAGACCCUCCUAAAGUUAAUGAACGAGUUGAAAAGCCUGUGAAAAAACAGAGGAAAAACCUCUACAGAGGAAUCCGACAGCGUCCAUGGGGAAAAUGGGCUGCUGAGAUUCGUGAUCCCAGAAAAGGUGUUCGUGUUUGGCUUGGUACUUUCAACACUGCUGAAGAAGCUGCUAGAGCUUACGACAAAGAAGCUCGAAAAAUUCGAGGUAAAAAAGCUAAGGUUAAUUUCCCCAACGAAGAUGAUGCAUAUUCUGUUCAAACUCGUCGUCCACCACCUAUUCGACCACCGAGUCCAAACCCGAAUCAUUCUCUCUAUCAUCAACAACAAUAUCCAAAGAAUCUGAACCUGGAGUUUGGUUAUGAUCUGAACCGAACUGAACCGUUUAUAAUAUCUGGUUCUGGUGGUGAUGAGAAUUCUGUAUAUGGGUCUGGUUCAUGUUCUGAGGUUGGUUACUCUGUACUAGAGUUCGGUUCCACUCGAAAUGAAAAUGGUUAUUUCGGUGGUGUUGUGAAUGAACAUGAAAAAGAGAAAGAGAAAGCGAAAGCGAAAGCGAAAGAAUCAAAUGAACAAGAAGCACGUGCUGAAGCUGAAGCGGCGAAGAAUGAAGUUCAAGAGUUAUCUGAUGAAUUGAUGGCGUACGAGGAUUACAUGAAGUUUUAUCAGAUUCCGUACUAUGAUGGACAAUCGAUGCCACCGAAUAUUGUUCAGGAGCAUGUUGUUGGGGAUUUAUGGAGCUUUGAUUGA